GCUAGAAGACUUCUUGAGUCUCACAUGUAUACAAUAACAAAAUGAGACAAUUCCACUACAUAUAUAUCAUCACUUAUUUCUCCGACACCUUUUCCGGUUGAUUCUUUUUUAUUUUCCGGCAACUUAAUAUGCACAAAGAUGGGUACCGGAAUCUUGUGGUGGCACACAUCCUUGCCGCAACCACCGUGGGGUUUAUCUGGGCCGCCGCCGUAUAUCGGCGCCGGAAAAACUCAAAAUCAGUAAAGCCUGAAAGUAUUGUUCCACGGUUAGAUUUGACCGGAUCCGGCCAUGUUGGAAGGGUUGAAAAGUUUCCUCAGUAUGUUGCAAGGCAACUUGGAUUUAGAGAUGGAAAUGAGUGCCCAGAACUAAGCAAAUUGGCAUCAGAUUAUGUGAGAAACUCGAAAGCAUUUGAAGAUGACAUGUAUGUCUAUUUUUCAAAUCACAAAGAGGAAGUUGAAUCACUUUCUAUAAAGCUUGUUGAAGAGCUUGAAAGAUGCAUUCUUAGCUAUUUUGCAUUUCAUUGGAGCCAUGCUUCUCUUAUGAUCAAUCAGGUGCUGAGCGUUGGAUCCGAUGGGAGGAGACUUAAAAACAUGGUUUUGGCAGCUACGAGAAAGCAAAGAUUCGAGAGAGUUACAAAACACUUAAAAGUGACAAGAGCAUUCUCAACAAUGGUGGAGGAACUGAAAGUGAUAGAGUCUAACACCCCUAAGAAAGGCGAUGGCGACGACACCUUAACCGAUGUGAUGGGUCCGGUGGCUCACUGUGAUAGAAGCCCUGUGCUCCUCUUCAUGGGUGGUGGAAUGGGGGCUGGCAAGAGCACCGUUCUUAAAGAAAUACUUAAAGAGGCAUUUUGGUCAGUGACCGCGGAAAAUGCAGUUGUGGUGGAAGCUGAUGCUUUCAAGGAGACAGAUGUGAUUUACCGAGCUCUAAGCUCAAAGGGUCAUCACCACGACAUGCUUCAAUCGGCUGAAUUGGUGCAUCAAACAUCUACGGAUGCAGCUUCAUCUUUAUUAGUAACGGCGUUAAACAAAGGAUUAGAUGUGAUCAUGGAUGGGACAUUGUCAUGGGAACCAUUUGUGGAACAAACAAUUGCCAUGGUGAGAGCGGUUCAUAAACACCGUUAUCGCAUGGGUGUUGGCUAUAAAGUCUUAGAAGAUGGAACCAUCGUCGAAAAUUACUGGGAAAGGGUCGAAGACGAUCCGGAAGAAGAUAAAGAAGUUAAAGUAAUGAAACCUUAUAGAAUUGAGUUGGUUGGUGUUGUUUGUGAUCCUUAUAUUGCUGUUACAAGAGGAAUUAGGAGGGCUAUAGCAGUGAAAAGGGCAGUGAGGGUAAAUUCACAACUGAAAUCACACAAAAGAUUUGCAAAUGCAUUUCCAAAGUAUUGUAGUCUUGUGGACAAUGCAAGGCUCUAUUGCACCAAUGGCAUAGGGGUCCCACCAAAGUUGAUGGGGUGGAAAGACGGCAAUAGCGGUCUAUUAGUCGAUCGAGACCAAAUCAAAUGUUUGGAAACGUUAAGUGAAAUCAAUGAUGAAGCGGAUUCCAUAUACGAGCUUUAUGCUGACCCCAGAAGGUUAACAGAAUCUGGCUCGGUGUGGAAAGAACGUGUGUUGAAGCCAGACAGGAUUGAUCUUCAACGUGAUUUGAAGGUUGUGAUCGAGAGAAUUGAGAAGUCAAAGGAUCCAACACUGCUCAAAGGGUAAUAGUGCAAGACAUCAAGGAGACAACUUUAUGGUGGAUGAUCAAAAGAGCGAAAGUUUCGGGUGUUAAUGUCUUAAACUGGUCUUCAUUUUCUGGUAUAGACUUUGGAUAGAGUAUGUUUUUGGAUAAUAGUUCUAAAGGGUAUUGGAUUUAAGGUGGGGUGGGAGUUUUUUUUGGUUGUAUGUAUGUAUGUAUCAUUGAGGUAUUUGAAUGAAGUAUAGAGAGAAGUAAAAAUUGUAACAUGCAUACCAAAAACUAACCCUUUUAUGUUAGUUUUUAAAUAUAUCAAAAUA
Molecule: messenger RNA, 1991 nt
Organism: Helianthus annuus (common sunflower)
Lineage: Eukaryota; Viridiplantae; Streptophyta; Magnoliopsida; Asterales; Asteraceae
Exons: 9
Coding region: 129-1700 (523 amino acids)
Molecular function (GO): kinase activity; ATP binding
Source: RefSeq, a predicted model, not a curated record